AUGUUCAUUCUCUCCUCCCUCCUUUGUGCGCUCGUCGCCUCCCCGCCCGAGGCUUGCAAGGCGCUCCGAGGCUUCUACGAUGCCAUCGGCGCGAAAGACAAAUCGCCGUCCUUCAAGGACACGAGCUCGACCUGCUGCGCCUUUCUCGACGUGAGAUGCACGCAGCCGGAUGGCUCACCCAGCCCGCCCCUCGGCCAAAAAGAAGGGUGGAAAGCGGGCGCCACCCUGACCAAGAUCAAAUUCCGGGGCGGCACCGAGCUUGGCGGUAGCGGCACGCUGCCCGGCGCCCUGCUGCUACCGCUCGCCGGCACGCUCGAGUACCUCGACUUGGGCAAGGAUGGGGACCGCUCCUUCUCGGGCACGCUGCCUGCGGAGCUUGCCCAGCUCACCGCGCUCCAAAAGCUGAGUCUCACCACCGGCAAGUUCAGCGGCACCAUUCCGCACCAGCUCGGCCGGCUUCCCGCGCUGGAGAAGUUGACGCUCCUCUCCAAGCGCCUCUCGGGGACGGUCCCGGGCGAGCUUUGCCACAGGUCGGACGGCUCGCUCAGGAAACUGGUUCUCGACGACAACGUGAAGCUCUCGGGAACGCUGCCGCCCGAGUGCUUCCUCUUGCCCACACUCGAGGAAAUCUCCGCCAAGAAGACGCGCAUCUCCGGCACGCUGCCAUCUCGGGCACGCUGCCAGGGGGGCGUCAUCUCGUGCAGCGUCAUGUCGCCUCCACUGCCGCCUCCACCGCCGCCUUCACCGCCGCCGCCGCCUUCACCGCCGCCGCCGCCUUCACCGCCAUCGUUGGCCUCUGACACGGCUGUCGUCGUCCUCCUCAUCUGUGCGAUCGCCAUCCCGGCCGCGGCCUGGCUGUUGUACACCCUGUGCAAGCGCGUCGCCAUCACCUCGACGGUGGUGGUUCCAAAGAUGACCGAGCUCGACUCCGCGGCGGUGGAGCACAUCCCGGAAGGGGAGGCAAGGCCGACGCACUACAACUGA
This is a messenger RNA of Emiliania huxleyi CCMP1516, 984 nucleotides long. RefSeq lists its product as hypothetical. The record is from RefSeq and is a predicted model, not a curated record. The transcript is spliced from 6 exons. Lineage: Eukaryota; Haptophyta; Isochrysidales; Noelaerhabdaceae. Bases 1 to 984 code for a protein of 327 amino acids.